Messenger RNA from Austrofundulus limnaeus, 1137 nucleotides. It is a transcript of the gene rpz2, whose product is annotated as rapunzel 2. The record is from RefSeq and is a predicted model, not a curated record. The transcript is spliced from 2 exons. Bases 149 to 847 code for a protein of 232 amino acids. Lineage: Eukaryota; Metazoa; Chordata; Actinopteri; Cyprinodontiformes; Rivulidae.
UUAUUUGGCAAAGAUGGGCCGUCCUUGGCUGACUUGAUUUAAAAUGGUGGACAGCGAAGCCAGGGAGCAGGUCUAGACGGAGGUAUCUCAACAUAUUUUCAUCUCUGCCUUCAGCGUCAUUCUGUGCGAGGUGGGAAAAGCAGCAGUCAUGGAAGAUAAAAAAGAAGUGAAGCAAAUUGCCRUCAAAGUGCUGGGCUACUUGGAGAGCGUGACGUCUUUCGCCGCCUCCAUCGACCCCAUGUUUGGCAUCGUCUCCUCUGUGGUCGGCGCCGCCCGGCAAGGCUUGGAGGAGAACAACGGCCAUCACGAUCCAGAACUGGACAAGGACWUUAAGGAGAUUCACGCCAAGCUGAAAGAGAUCUCUGAUAAGAACCAUGAACUGCUGAAGCAGAUUCGCGUCAGUGAGGURAACGAAAAUUUAAAAAAGUACGAGGAGCGCAUCAAGCACCAGUACAACGCCUUCACAGAGAUGAUAGAACGGGUGAAGAAAGAUCAGGCCAACGCUAAGAAACACAUGGAUGAAUUUGAGAGGAUUUACGAGAGAGACCACUCUGAAGAGGGCCUGCAAGUGUACUACAACAGCGUGAUGGGGAACAAAAGUUUGGUGUUCAGCAGACCUAUGCUGGAAGUGUACAUGGAUGCCUGCAACCGUGACCAUGAAAAAAUGAAGCAGCACUGCCUUCACAUUGCAAAUCUCUUCCAGAAAGGCCUCAUGGCACUAAUGGGCUACACAGCUGUUACAGAAGACGAUGAAGAAGAGAUGCGGGACAAGUGGUAUCCGAGGGUGGAGCAGAUCCAGAAGAAAUUCGACGAUGUGCUGAAUGAGUGUCAAAAUAAAUCGUCCUGAACACAAACCCACAACGAAAGCAUGUUCUCUGGGUUUAACGCCAGCAACACAGCAGAGCCUGUAAGGCAGUACAAAUUAUACAAGACAAAUUAUAUUAUAUUUAGAAUCUAUAAACCAAAGCCAUGUUACAUGUGAGUACUUAAAAUGCAGCUGUUCUUUGAUUUCAAUAUAGUUAUUGUAUUGAUUGUUUGUUUUUCAUUUAAAGACCUGUCAUUUUGUGUCACAUCUCAAUAAAUGCUGAAGUUUUAUACAAUGUGUUUUUAUUAAAUGAAUAAAUUAAUGGGAGUUUU